Messenger RNA from Fusarium mangiferae, 1875 nucleotides. RefSeq lists its product as uncharacterized. Lineage: Eukaryota; Fungi; Ascomycota; Sordariomycetes; Hypocreales; Nectriaceae. Gene Ontology annotation, biological process: peptidyl-serine phosphorylation; peptidyl-threonine phosphorylation. The record is from RefSeq and is a predicted model, not a curated record. Bases 1 to 1875 code for a protein of 624 amino acids. The transcript has a single exon. Gene Ontology annotation, molecular function: protein serine/threonine kinase activity; ATP binding.
AUGGCAGAACCUAGGCUCGGGCUCUCUGAGGUUGUCUCAGAAGAGCGCACCGAGCCAUUUUCCCAAUCCGAAAUUGACGCCCGCUUCAAGGGGAUUGGUGUUGAAGAACCAGUCCCUACUACUAGCUCUUCGCUUGUCUCGUUAGACGAGCUCCACGUCGAGGAUCACCACCACAGGCAAGGCAUCCGCAUUCUAUUUCGUCCCCUAGCCAACUUCCCCAAGUCGCGGUCUGUGAGCCCUGGUAGUGAAAGUUUACAGUGGCUCGCUCUGCGCGCCGAGGUGGCUUCACCAGAGCAGCCUGAGCACAAAGUUCUCGCUGUGACUCAGACCUCCAAAGAUAUCAAAUUCACCGUCCGUAUCCCCGGCGAGACUCAAGAUGACUACCCAAGGCCCCCUUUGUGGUGCGAGCUAUACUACGAUCCCGCUAGUGACAAAGUCAUCUUCUUGAACCGGUCAGACCUACCAAUUUCCUUGUCAGGAGUGUCGCCGACGCCGCCGUCGAGCCCUUACAGUCCUUCGCAUGUCGUCAACCCCGGGUCAGCUAAGGCUCUGAGGCCUGGAACAUGGCGCAUCACGCUUCGAGACAUGGAAGUCCUCGACUUCCGAGUACUUGAAAAGCGCCCGGUGAUACUGUAUCAACCACAGCAACAGACUAUUGUUGAGGAUGUUCCCUCAGAGUCUAGCACCCCCACCGUGAACUCGAGCGGCAAGCGGGCCCUUUCUCCGGAGUAUGACGAGAAGAGAGUGAAACGUCGUGUCUCAGACCCGAAUAUACCCGGUGACGACGGUGUUGUUAUGUUCCUCAGGCCUUCCGCGGAUCCCUUGGUUUUCUCCCUCCCAAAUGGUCGCGAGAGCAAGGAGCUCUCCUCGGUGAAUGGCCAUCCUCUGCUGGACGCUGAAAAGGGUGAAACUGCUGCAAUCUCAGGUGUCUGCGAAGUCGAUGAGUACGAACUUACCAAGCGAGAGCCAAUUGCUUCGACUUCCUUGUCUGCCGUGUACACAGCAACACACUCCCACGUACCCAAUAACAUCGUCACUGUCAAGGUACUCAAGACGCGCGUUGCUAACCCCAAUGACAAGGCGCUCGUCCACGAGCGGACUGUCAUCCGUCAGGCCGACAUGUGGCUUCGUGAGUGUAGGGGUCAGGAGGAUCUGCAGCACAAGUCGAUUGUUCGUUACUAUGGUGGUGAUGCCCGAUUCCUUUCCCUAUACAUGGAGCACAUCGACGCAAAGGACCUCACAUCCAUGCCUCGAUGGAGGAAUAACACCAAUGAUGAGUUCAUUGGCGACAGAAACGACGCUGCCAGGAUCUUGGGGGACAUCGCCGGCGCCCUCAACUACAUCCACGGUCGCAAGCUGGUGCACAACGAUAUCAAGCCCGCCAACAUCCUCUACUCGCCAGAGAGAGGUGCAGUCCUUUGUGACUUUGGUCUAUCUACACCGGCCACUGCUACUAAUUCGCCGACCGUUGGCGGAACACCGUACUACGUUCCUCCGGAAUUCAUUGGUCGAAAACAACGCGGUCCUGCUUCUGACGUCUGGGCACUCGGUGUCACUAUGCUCUACGUGUUGCGCAAAAUAACGUACCCUGACUCUCGUGCUCAUCGACGACACCCGCGACCCCUUUAUUGGUUGAUCGCUGGGGUGAACAGUCCCAACAUGCCACACAAGCAGUAUGGAAAUGGUCAACCCGCUAUGAAGCAGAUGCGAGAUUGGCUUGCCGAGAUCUUCGAUGCGAGAAAGAGUCUGAAUCCCAAGGACCGACUCGAGCGGAUCGUUAUGGAGAUGCUAUACCCUAACCCCAACCAACGUAUCACUAUGGCCAAAGUGGUACAAGAGUUGGCUGUCGAACAGGCUGCUACUCCUGCGGGAUGA